UAAACCGGAGGUGUGUCCAGCAGAAAUCCCCAGCCAGGCACAGAUGUAGCUGCAGCUCUGAGAGAAGGAGAGGCAGGGAGGGAGGCAGAGUUUGAACACACUGCAGAGGGAGUGCAGCUAUGGGGAACGCGCAGGAGAAACCCCCGGGCAGCGGAGGAGGGGCGGCCAGGCCGGAUCAGGCCUCAGCGGGGAGCGGGACGAGGAGCCGGGGGGCAGGAGGAGGCGGUGGAGGGGAAAAGCCCCAGAAUGACAGAGCUCCGGAGAAGGGGGCGGUCAAUGGCACUCAGAGAGAAAACAGCCCUGCCGGUGGACAGGAGGAGCAGAGCAGCCCUGCAGUGGACACUAGUUACCUGGACGCUCCUGCCGGGGCCCUGCCUCCUCACCUGGCCCGGCUCAAGAAUGAGGGGAACCACCUUUUCAAACAUGGGCAGUUUGGAGACGCCUUGGAGAAGUACAGCCAGGCCAUUGACGCAUGUGCUGAAGCAGGCAUUGACAGUCCAGAAGACCUGUGUAUUCUGUACUCCAACAGAGCCGCCUGUUACCUAAAGGAUGGAAACAGCACAGACUGCAUACAGGACUGCACCAAGGCUUUGGAGCUGCAGCCCUACUCCUUGAAGCCCCUCUUACGCAGAGCUAUGGCCUAUGAGUCACUGGAGCGCUACAGAAAGGCCUACGUGGAUUAUAAGACCGUCUUGCAGAUCGACACUGGGGUGCAGGCGGCUCACGACAGCGUCCACAGAAUCACCAGGAUGCUGAUUGAGCAGGACGGGCCUGAGUGGAGGGAGAAGCUCCCAGACAUUCCCGUCGUCCCUCUGUCCGUCCAGCAGCAACACAGAGAAAAACCCAUCAGCAUCGAGCAGGCUCAGGCCAGAGCCGCCAGGGCUGCACAGGAGGAAGUCAGAAGAAAAGAAGCCCGCUUUACUUUACUCAAACAGGAAGGCAACGGUCUGGUCAAGAAAGGAAACUUCCAGGAGGCUCUGGAGAAGUACACUGAAUGUCUCACCCUGAAACCGGAUGAAUGUGCUCUGUACACAAACAGAGCCAUUUGUCUCCUGAAGCUGAAUCGCUUUGAAGAGGCCAAACAGGACUGCGACUCUGCCCUGCAGCUGGAGCCGGCCAACAAGAAAGCCUUCUACAGACGAGCCCUGGCUUUUAAGGGUUUACAGGACUAUCUGUCAGCCAGCAGUGACCUACAGGAAGUCCUGCAGCUGGACCCCAACGUCCGGGAGGCCGAGCAGGAGCUGGAGGAGGUGACGGGUUUGCUGAGAAAGAGUCUGAUGGACUCUGCAAACAGGGUGUGAUGCUCCAUGUGGUGCACAGGUGUGGACGCGUAUCAUACUGUAGCAGUUCUGGACUUUUACAGCCAUCAGCUGCUGUGAGUAAGACGUAUAAAAAAAAAGGGAACUGACUGACUUCUGGGGCCGCUGACGACCAGCUUUUUCAGCUCUGCAAAAUGUGCAGACCACACGGCUGAGUACACAACCUUACAUAAUAGUAAGCUCUAUUUAAAAAGGUACCUGUGACCUGCUUGCACUACAAAUCAUUCACAUUGUGAUGUAACGUACUGUAAAUACAGUUUCACGUAACAGGCUGCGGGGCGCCUGUUAAGAGAAGAAUUGGGGGUAAGAGAAGCGUUUACUGUGUGCCUUACUGAGAUUUCUACCACAGUUUAGAGGAAAUAUGCCAACGUUAAAGGUCUUAUUUUGGUUUGUUUUAAAGAUGAAGAACUCACAGAAACUGAUUUAACUUAAUUGCAUUGUGUGUGGCACAGAAAGAUUUACAUUAUGGCUUAUAUCUGGCAUCCUCAGCUAUUUCAGUCCAAGGUGUUUGACAUUGUUUACAUGUAUUCUAGUUACAGCUGCUACUGAUUUAAAAAGACAAGAGAACAGCGUGAAAAAUAAACCGCACUCACAUCGCAUUAGUGAUGAUUUACUAGCUAAAUUUUCAUGUAAGCUCAGAGCUUAAGUCUUCUGUUCGUUUUAAGAUUGUCACCUUUCUGAUUUUAGACAAACAUCCUGAAGUUAUCAUGCACUGUAAGACUUACUGUAGCUCUCAGGUUCAACCUUGAAUGUAACCAAACAACUGUGUGUCUUUUUGUGUCAAUAGUUGUACAGUGUUUAAAUAGUAGCAAAUUACCACAUUUCAAUGCCCUUCCAGCUGCGACAAGGAACCAGAGAGAUUCUAAACCUUUUUUUUUGUUUGGUUCAUAGAAUCCUUCACAUCCUCCUGUUAGAACUGAAACUGUCAUUUAACAAGAAAGUCAUUCAGUACGUUGAUGAUAUUCUACUUUACAUCUCUAAAAAGACCAUUGAUUGAGCUUGAAGCCUGAACAUUUAACACAUUGGACGCCAUUUCCCAACUUCAAGAGAAUUAAGUCUCUUUGUUUAUUUCAUUUUAGUCUGUUCAUUUGACUGCAAAGGUGAAAAAACCCAAAAAGUAGGUGGAUCAAUAUAUAAUUGCGGGACUUUUUGUAACAUAGGAGACAGGUAUCAUAGCUGACAUUUUUGCUGUUUUCAGGUCUAAAAUCAACAUUGCUGCCUGUAACCAAAUAUCACAUUGCAUUUUUACAGAAAAAUUCUUCUAAUUAUUAUAUAUACAAUUGAGGAAAACUGAAAGUUAUUUAUUGUUACGUUUCACCCCCUUCUUGUCUCUGACAGAACUAAAUAAACCAUGGUUGUUAAAGGGGGAAACUAACAAAAACUGCACAAACAAACAGAAAACGGGGUUCUGUGGUCUAAAAGAGGAUAGUGUGUGGUUGAAUACCACUGUCCCCCACUAAAUCUACCAAGGUGGUAAACCAAACACAAACUAAGACCCCUUAAAAGAAAAACAUUCCCCAAAACAAAAGCAAGGAAGUGCUGGGUUCUGUGCACUGACACAAAGACAAAUAGGUUUCCAUAAGAAAGCUGACUGAUGGUGUCGAACCUUCCAGGUCACCUACCUACAGCCAUCUGAGAGAGAUCCCUCCUUAUAUCCCCGCCCAGCUGUCUGGCAACAGCACACAGCCGAGCUCAAUCACACAGGUGCAGCAGACUGAGCCUGAUCUGAGAGCCAGGCUGAGAACUUUCCAAGUCCAUAACAUUAUAAAGAUAUUUUAGUAAACCUACUGACACGCGAUAAAUCCACACUUGAUAUCCAGUCAUUUUUUAUUAAUAAGUGACUGUUUCCACAAUAAAUAAUUAAGGAAUUUGUAAAGACCUGAUCAUAAUGAACAUAAAAAAACAUUUUUUUAUUUUUAAUAUAAAUGUAUGUAAGAUACAUCCCAUGAACUUCAAAAGUCCCUCAGUUAUAUAUUGACCCAGGUCUAUUAGUAGCAAACUGGCUAAAGCUACAUGCAGAACCUGACAAAUAUUGCAAGAUUCUUCGAUCUGUGUGCAGACUGUACUUUACUCUCAGCUACUUGCUUCACCGGUUUGCAUUAUUGCAUUCAAUAAGAUAUUUCUAACUGUUGGUCGACUUAGUUUUGUGAAGUCGUUUCCCUUGAACAGGAGCAGAGGUCCUUAUACUUCUUAAAUAUCUCACAUCAUCCAUAAGUUUGUGACAGAAAAUGUAAAUCUUUGUACAGCACGAUGUGCCACAGCUUAUAUUUGACUUGAAUUUUAAAGAAUUAAAGUAUUAUUUCAGAUCUUCCAUUGUGAUUAGCCCUCUGCCUCCUAUACCGUUUUUCUCUUUUCCUUGUUUUUUGUGUUGUAAAAAUUAAAGGUACAAAACUCUCAUCUACAUGAAAACACUUGAUAUGAAGCUGAUCGUUCCGGACAAUGUUUGUACUGCUUCCUGGAAUGUAAAAGCAUGUACUGUAUGUAAAUAGAGUGAAUGCAAAUGUAAAUAAUAAAUUCCAAUGUGAAUGCUU
Messenger RNA from Acanthochromis polyacanthus (spiny chromis), 3850 nucleotides. RefSeq names its product sperm associated antigen 1a (gene spag1a). The coding region runs from base 120 to 1301 and encodes 393 amino acids. The transcript has 8 exons. Gene Ontology annotation, molecular function: protein binding. NCBI's taxonomy places the organism in Eukaryota, Metazoa, Chordata, Actinopteri, Pomacentridae. Gene Ontology annotation, cellular component: cytosol. Gene Ontology annotation, biological process: axonemal dynein complex assembly. The record is from RefSeq and is a predicted model, not a curated record.